This is a messenger RNA of Cervus elaphus (red deer), 2469 nucleotides long. RefSeq names its product syntaxin 11 (gene STX11). Bases 430 to 1293 code for a protein of 287 amino acids. Gene Ontology annotation, molecular function: SNARE binding; SNAP receptor activity. The transcript has 3 exons. Gene Ontology annotation, cellular component: endomembrane system; SNARE complex; synaptic vesicle. The record is from RefSeq and is a predicted model, not a curated record. Gene Ontology annotation, biological process: intracellular protein transport; exocytosis; synaptic vesicle fusion to presynaptic active zone membrane. NCBI's taxonomy places the organism in Eukaryota, Metazoa, Chordata, Mammalia, Artiodactyla, Cervidae.
GCGGGGCGGGGAGCCGGCGCCCGGGGGCGGGGCCUGACCCCCAGCUGUGGGUGCUUCCGACGCCCCGGGGCCCGGGCGGGCGCCCAGAUGCGGCGGCGGCGGCGCGGAGCUCGGGCGGCCCGGGAGGAGCCGCGGGAGGCGCCGGGAGCCCGUCGACUGGGAGUCGAGCCGCAGGUUUCCAUCCCCGCUGGGACGCGCGCCCACUGGAGACGGCCCCUGGGGUCGCCCGCGCGGCCCCGUUCCUGAAUGCAGCGCCUAGGUGCUCCACACCGUCCAGAGAGGGAAUUCUAGGCUCGGCUCCCAGUGCCCGCGAUCUCUAUUACUUCCGGUGGUUCUCACGCACUUGUUGAAGCCGUUUCUCAGCAAAGGGAGGAGUCGUUAUUUCGGGUAUCCAAAAAUGAGUCACAGAGCUGCUCUCUUACAUGCAAAAUGAAGGACCGACUAGGAGAACUCGCGGAAUUAACCAAGCAGUAUGACCAGCAGUUCCCGGACGACGACGAUGAUUUUGACUCGCCUCACGAGGACAUCGUGUUCGAGACCGACCACAUCCUGGAAUCCUUGUACCGAGACAUCCAAGACCUUCAGGCGGAAAACCAGCAGCUGAUUGCCGAUGUGAGGCGCCUGGGAAAGCAGAACACCCGCUUCCUCACGUCCAUGCGGCGCCUCAGCAGCAUCAAGCGGGACACCAACUCGAUCGGCAAGGACAUCAAGGCCCGGGGCGAGAGCAUUAACCGCAAGCUGGGCGCCAUGAAGGCGCUGAGCGAGCAGGCGGAAGUCCAGCACGGCGCGCACUCGGCCGUGGCGCGCAUCGCGCGUGCGCAGUACAGCGCGCUGGCCCGUACCUUCCAGGCCGCCAUGCACGAGUACAACUGCGCCGAGAUGAAGCAACGCGAGAACUGCAAGAUCCGCAUCCAGCGUCAGCUGGAGAUCAUGGGCAAGGACGUGUCGGGCGACCAGAUCGAGGACAUGUUCGAACAGGGCAAGUGGGACGUGUUCUCCGAGAACCUGCUGGCCGACGUGAAGGGCGCGCGGGCGGCCCUCAACGAGAUCGAGAGCCGCCAUCGCGAGCUGCUGCGGCUGGAGGGCCGCAUCCGCGACCUGCACGACCUCUUUCUGCAGAUGGCCCUGCUCGUGGAGCAGCAGGCGGACACCCUGGAUGUCAUCGAGCUCAACGUGCAGAAGACCGUCGAAUACACCGGGCAGGCCAAGGUGCAGGUGCGCAAGGCUGUGCAGUACAAGAAGAAGAACCCCUGCCGGACGAUCUGCUGUUUCUGCUGCCCCAGCCUCAACUAGCAGGUGGCCCCGGACCGCCACACCCGCAUCCCCGAGCGGGAUGGACAGGUAAGCGCUCUGGGGGUAGAUUUUGAGGCCAUCUGUCCUGGGGUGAGUUGCGCUAAUCACUGUGGACCUGAGCCUUAGAGAAAGGGAACAAAAAACACAAGGUGCAAGAAUUCCAGCCCAGCUCGUACUUGGAACAAGGGUGGAUCUCACCCGCUGAUUCUUCAGUCACGACAGAUGCCGGCUGAAGUUUUCUGAGGUCGUUUAAAGGGCACAUAGCACCCUUGCCUCUUAAAGGAAGCCAAAUAAGGAACUGACGUUGUGUCAGUAGAUGUCCAAGGCAUGUUUGUACAUGAACCUCUAGCCGGAAGUCAAUUCUGGAUCGGCUCACAGUAUGAACUUGUUAUCAAAAUUCCAGUUCGAUUACCUUAUCCUGAAAGUACCUCGGUUCUGUUCCUUUUCGAGUGAAACUGACCUUGGGAAAAACUGCACAUCUUCCAUUUCUGAGUCUUCCUCUGGUUUAUGCUAUGCGAUCCCCAUCUGAAUGAAUAUCUUCUGCUCACGUCCUCUACUUACUAAAAUCACAUUUAACACUUACUAUUUCCUUACCUCUUUACUUUCAGUGUCUUCCAUCAGAAUACAUUAUGGGAUUUUUUUUUUCCCCAAAGUUUUUUGAGCACUCACUAUUGAACAAGCACUCAAAUUGAAGUAUGUGUAUCACAUUAUAUAUAUUUUUCAUAAAUAAAAAUAAUUUAAAAUUUAUCUUUUUACUUGAUAAUUAUGAAUACACUUAUAUGUUAAUGUAAAGUGCCAAUAUUUACUAAUGUAUGUACAUAAUGACCAGUUGGUUUAGCUUUACCUUUGUAAAUAUGAUAUAUAAAUAUCAAGAAAAACAUUUUUACUGUGUUGAUGUUGGUUUGCUUGUUUUGAGUUUAUCUUGCUCCUGUCUGCAUCUCCAUAGUUCAGUCUGGAUCAAAACCACCCAAGUUUAUUUUGAGUUGGUUGGUUAUGGUGGUAAAGAACAGAUAUCAAAUGCUGAAAAUGCAUACAGAGUUAGAAAUAUUAAAAAAAAAAAAUCUGAGAAAUAAUUACUUUUGUUUUACUGUGACCCAUUCCUUUUGUGCAUUGAAAUGUAGUAAUUUAAAAUAAAUCUUGUUUUUCAAGUGAAAUAAACAUUACAUUAUAAGCAUG